CCGGGCGGCCGAGGACCCCGGGAGCGCCGCGUCCCCUGCCCCGCGCCGGCCCCGCACCUCCUCCCCGGCCGGCGGCGGCGGCAGUGGGUGCGCGGCGGGCUGACCUCUGCGGAGGCGGCGGGGGCUCCGCAUCGGGCCGGGGCCGGGGGGCGCCGGGGCCGGGGGGCGGCGCUCCGGCCCGGCCCGGCCCCGCCCGAUGUCCAUGAGUGCGAACACCAUGAUCUUCAUGAUUCUGGGGGCGUCGAUCGUGAUGGCCAUCGCGUGCUUGAUGGACAUGAACGCGCUGCUGGACCGAUUCCACAACUACAUCCUCCCGCACCUGCGGGGCGAGGACCGCGUCUGCCACUGCGACUGCGGCCGGCACCACGUCCACUACGUGAUCCCGUACGACGGGGACCAGUCUGUGGUGGACGCCUCGGAGAACUACUUCGUGACAGACAACGUCACCAAGCAGGAGAUCGACCUCAUGCUGGGGCUGCUGCUGGGCUUCUGCAUCAGCUGGUUCCUGGUGUGGAUGGAUGGCGUCCUGCACUGCGCGGUGCGCGCCUGGAGGGCCGGCCGGCGCUACGACGGCUCGUGGACCUGGCUGCCCAAGCUGUGCAGCCUGCGGGAGCUGGGCCGGCGGCCGCACAGGCCCUUCGAGGAGGCGGCCGGGAACAUGGUGCACGUGAAGCAGAAACUCUAUCACAACGGCCACCCAAGCCCGCGGCACCUCUGAGCCGCAUGCAGGACUCGCGGGGCCGCCUGCCACCGCGCCCACGCUCACGGGACUGGACGGCCGGCCCCGGCCAGCGCGCCCGGCCCAUCGGGCGCGUCCGGCGGAAGGUGCUGUCUCCUCUUCUUUUUAUAAAGGGGGUCGGGUUGGGGCGGGGCGCGAGGCGGCGGCACUGGGGGCGCGGGCGGGGCCGCGCGCCCCGUCUGGGACAAUGUCUGCCGCUUGAAACCGGCGGUGGCCUCCUGCGCGCCCGCGUCUGUCUCUCUGUCCCUCCGUCUGGUUCCGGAAGCCAGUUCUGCCGGAGGGGGAGUGCGGCCGGGAAGGGGGGGGGCCGAGCCCCGGUGCGCCCACGUCUGCACACGGGAGCACGUGCAUGAGACGUGUGCUUCCGCGGGCUGCAGUGGGGGCGCGGAGUCGGGCUCUGGGGGAGGCCCCAGCCCAGCAAUAAGGCCCCCGAGCCCCGCUGCGGCGAGUGCGGCCACCCUGCCCAGGAAAUCCCCGGUCGGGCGCCUCACUGUGACUCCCA
Molecule: messenger RNA, 1241 nt
Organism: Sus scrofa (pig)
Lineage: Eukaryota; Metazoa; Chordata; Mammalia; Artiodactyla; Suidae
Gene: TMEM240
Product: transmembrane protein 240
Cellular component (GO): synaptic membrane
Source: RefSeq, a predicted model, not a curated record